Messenger RNA from Ichthyophthirius multifiliis, 1736 nucleotides. RefSeq lists its product as hypothetical. The transcript has 2 exons. Lineage: Eukaryota; Ciliophora; Oligohymenophorea; Hymenostomatida. The record is from RefSeq and is a predicted model, not a curated record.
AACAUCGAGAUCAUAAAGAGUUUAAAAAAUAAUAAGAAAAUAAUGAAUAAAAAUUAAAGUAAGAAGAAUAAAAAUAAGAAGUUGAACAUAUUUAAUAAUAAAAACUAAUUGAAAAAUCUUAUUAAUAAUAAGAAGUUCUAAAAUAAAAAAAGAAGUUGGAUUGAUAUAUCAAAAACACCUGAAGGGAUAAAACUUAGUGAAGUAAAUAAUAUGGCUUUAUUUAAAAAUGAUUAUGUAAAUUAUGUGAAAAGAUUAAAAGAUGAUUAUUCUAUGGAUCUAGCUUAAGUUUAAAGAAAAUAUAUGAGUUCUUUUAUUUGGAUUUAAAAAAUAGAGUUUUUGAAAUCAAACAUACUCCUACUUUUAAAAAAGAAAGUCUACAAAUUCCUUUUGAUAUAUCUGAAGGUUUCAUUUAAUUUAGAAUAGCCCUUGAUCCUUAAAGUUGGAAUUCUUAGUAUUAAGUACUUAAUAAAAGUAUUCCUAAUGAAAUUAAAGAUAGUUUAGAUGAAAUUAUGAAUUAAGCCCAUUAAAAGUAAGCUAAAAGUAUUUUUCGAACGCUUAAGUAUUUAGAUAAUAACAUUGAUAAAAUUCUAUAAAUUGCUAUUUAAAUGGCGCAAUAAUUAUAAUAAAAGGAAAGCGAAUAAGAAAAUCAAGAUAAAGUAGAUUAAAACGAAGAAGAAGAAGAUGCAGAAGACUAAGACGAAUAAGAAGAAAAUUAAGAAUAAUAAUAAGAUAAAAUAGAAGAAAAAAGAGAAGUAGAACAAGAAGAAGAAGGAGAAGAUUAAGUCGAAUAAGAAGAAGGAGUAGAAGAAAGUGAAAAAGAUCCUUAUUAUAAUUAAAAUAAUGAAGAAGAUGAUUAUUUUGAAGAUGAAUAAGAAACAUAAAAAUCUGGAGAAAACAAAGAUAUAACACACACAUUGGAUUUGAAUAUUAAUUUUAUUUUAAAAGAUUUAAUAUUAAAAGGGGUAAUAAAUAAUAAAAUUGAAAAAAUAUUUAUUUGUUAUAAAUAGCUAGCUUAUAUGCGUGCAAUUCAAAUAUUAAUAAGUGUAAAAUGCAAACAAUGUAAAUAUGAUACAGAAUUAACUUUAUGCAAUUUUAUGACUGAUACAAAUGAAAAUAUAUUAGUGAAUAAUCUUGUAUGUGUAUCUUGUAAUAGGAUAUCAUAAAUAUAUUCAACUCGAGAAAUCAUUUAUGAUACUAAAAAUGCGUUAGUAUUUAGAAUAGGUAGUUUUACAUGGUAGUUAAAUGAAAUAAGAAAUGUUUCAUAUAUAUUGACUUGCAAAGAAUGUGAUAAUUAAAAAAGAAGUUGAUAACUACGUAAAUGGAGUAAUUUAUCAAAGCGAAUGUUAUAAAUGUUUUGCUUAAUAAGUUUUCCUUUAUUAUGGAUUUGAAUAACAGAAAAAUAUUCUACAAGAUUAAGAUAUUUUAUUAAGAAAGAAAAACUAAAAACUAGCUAAUUCAACUGUUUAAGAUAAAAAUUAUGUAAAGAAAGUGGGCACAUUUAAAUAAGGGGAACCUUUACCCAAGAAUGGAACCUGCUCUCAUUACAAACAUUCUUUUAGAUUUUUUUAGAUUCCCUUGCUGUGGAAAAGCCUUUCCUUGUGAUAUAUGUCAUAGUAAUACAGAAAAAGAGCAUGAAUUAAAACUUGCAAAAUCAAUGAUUUGUGGAUUUUGUGGUAGAGAAUAAAGCAUAAAAUAAGAAUGUGGUAUAUGCAAAAACUAACUCGUUAAAAUUAAUU